GGCCGGAACUGGGGGCCGGGGCAGCAGGCCGUGCGGCGAUGGAGCCAGACUACAAGCGCAGGAAGAUGGAGGAGCCGGCUGACCCACCGUGGGAGGCGUUGCUGGUGCUGCCCGAGCUGGAGUCACAGGAGGUCGAGCUGACCCCGGCCUAUGCCGCCCCCGUGCUGCUCCGGACCGAGACGUCCCGCCUGGUGCGGGAGCUGUCGGCCGCCCGCCCCCUGACAGAGCUCCCGCACCUGAAGCGGGUGCGGGCACGGGGCGGGACUCAGCCGCUGGAGGUGCUCCUUUGCCCGGCCGGCCCCUCGCCGGGCGCCUCGCGGACACUGGCGGAGCUCCUCCCGGACGGACGGGUGGACGUCCGUGGCCUGGGAGAGCCCUUCCUGGUGCAGGUGCCUGCCCGGGCCCCCCUCACCCGGCCCCAGUUCGAGGAGGCCGCCCGGCACUGGCCCACAGCCUUCCACGAGAACAAACGGACCAGCCAGGCCCUGGCCGGGCGGCUCUUCACACCCCAGGACAAGGCGGCCAUGGGAGCCCACAUGGAGCACGCCGUCUGGGCCGCCCGCCGGGGGGCAGAGCUGGGCAUGGUGCCGGCGGGCGCCGCCGUGGUCGACCCGGCCACGGGGCAGGUCCUGGCGGUGGGGCACGACUGCCGGAACGGCCUCCACCCGCUGCUCCACGCCGCCAUGGUCUGCAUCGACCUGGUGGCCUGCGGCCAGGGCGGAGGGGCCUACAGCUACCCGGACUAUCCCGCCUGCUCCUUCCUGCCCCCUCUGCCUGGUGACGGGCUUCCCUACAUCUGCACCGGCUACGACCUGUACCUCACCCGGGAGCCCUGCGUCAUGUGCGCCAUGGCCCUGGUGCACUCCAGAAUCCAGCGGGUCUUUUACGGCGUGUCCUCCCCGCACGGCGCCUUGGGGACCGGAUACCGCCUCCACGGCCGCCAGGAUCUGAACCACCGCUACGAGGUCUUCUGCGGCGUCUUGGAGGGGCCGUGCCGACGCCUGGGCCAGGAGCCCGCUGCCCGCUAGCCCCAGGGGGCCUUUUUAUGGGGCUUGUUUUUAUACCCUUUGUUUUAAAAAGCCGAGCUCGAUGAUUGGGUGUUGGGUUUUUGGUUUGUUUCAUUUUUUUUUUAAAUAAAGUU
This is a messenger RNA of Emys orbicularis (European pond turtle), 1141 nucleotides long. It is a transcript of the gene ADAT3, whose product is annotated as adenosine deaminase tRNA specific 3. The record is from RefSeq and is a predicted model, not a curated record. Gene Ontology annotation, cellular component: cytoplasm; nucleus. The coding region runs from base 39 to 1028 and encodes 329 amino acids. Lineage: Eukaryota; Metazoa; Chordata; Testudines; Emydidae. The transcript is spliced from 2 exons. Gene Ontology annotation, molecular function: tRNA-specific adenosine-34 deaminase activity.